This is a messenger RNA of Anopheles marshallii, 399 nucleotides long. RefSeq lists its product as uncharacterized. Bases 1 to 399 code for a protein of 132 amino acids. NCBI's taxonomy places the organism in Eukaryota, Metazoa, Arthropoda, Insecta, Diptera, Culicidae. The transcript is spliced from 2 exons. The record is from RefSeq and is a predicted model, not a curated record.
AUGUCUGACUACGAAAAACUGGAGCAAGCACUAGCGCAACUUAUUCAGUGCUCCAAAGAUGCAGAUAGUGAUGGCUGCAACGAAAAGUCCCCGAAAACUGCCCCUUCCAGCGAAAUGGAAAAAACAAACACGCUGAAAGUGGUAGCACAGGCAACCGACAAGCUGACUGAGUCGUUGGGCAUUUUGCAUGAGUUUGAAAUGUUGAUGCACGAUAAAACAGCUUCACUGCACGUCAUCUCUAACGAACUGGUGCUAAACGCUUUGCUCCUUCACGAGCAAAAGAGCGAACUGGUGGAGUUGCGGAAAAAGUUGCAAGACAUAUCUGGCAAAUGGUACCAGUCCGCUGAUUCGGUUGCCAAUGCCUUGGAAAGUCGUUGUGCCGAAAUAAAUGAAGCUUGA